This is a messenger RNA of Lampris incognitus (smalleye Pacific opah), 435 nucleotides long. RefSeq names its product BCL2 like 16 (gene bcl2l16). Lineage: Eukaryota; Metazoa; Chordata; Actinopteri; Lampriformes; Lampridae. Gene Ontology annotation, biological process: regulation of apoptotic process. The record is from RefSeq and is a predicted model, not a curated record.
AUGCGUGUCUUCCAGGAUGUGACCGAGGACAAGCGAACUUCCAUCCUUGGCGAGCACUUCUCUCCUACUUCCAGGGGGCGUCACAGGGACCUGGCCUGGAGCGUGCUGGCAGGUCAGGUGGCUCUGCAUUGCCAUGAAAGGGGCAUGUUCAGGGCCCUUCCCCAAUUUAAAGAGUGCAUGGGGGCCUAUGUGGAGAGGGCCAUCUGCCCUGAAAUUAGGAACGAGGGUGGAUGGGCACAAUGCAGAUAUAAAACUGGAAGACUGUUGCUUGGAGAGCCUCUUCUUGGCAGGAUAGAUUCUGGACAAAAGCAGGAUUUGGAGGGCCAGAUGAAGAUAGUGUGCUGCAGGACAAUUGUUGGGAUUUGGCAUCCUUAUUUUUUUGUGGAAAAUUUUAAGCAACACUGCCACCUGCUGACCAGAAGUGGAAUAACUUAA